This is a messenger RNA of Ylistrum balloti, 1544 nucleotides long. RefSeq lists its product as uncharacterized. The transcript is spliced from 10 exons. Gene Ontology annotation, molecular function: isomerase activity; carbohydrate binding. NCBI's taxonomy places the organism in Eukaryota, Metazoa, Mollusca, Bivalvia, Pectinida, Pectinidae. Gene Ontology annotation, biological process: carbohydrate metabolic process. The coding region runs from base 41 to 895 and encodes 284 amino acids. The record is from RefSeq and is a predicted model, not a curated record.
CUUUUGUAAGCGACAAUCGUAACGUUCUGAAGAAUACAACAUGGAUACAGACCUUGCGGCUCGUGUACAGGAGAGUGACGUUGUACUGUUGGACGGAGGGGAGGGGACGUCGGUGGUCGUUCACUUGCACGGUGCCACGGCGUUGUCAUGGAAAUGCGGUGGAAGAGAAAUAUUAUUCCUUAGUAAACAAGCCGUACUAGAUAGCUCGAAAGCGAUACGUGGAGGGAUACCAUUAGUAUUCCCCCAGUUCGGACCCUGGACAUGCGGUCCACAACACGGAUUCGCCAGGAACAAACGAUGGAGUGUAGACUCUCAGCCACAAAUGGAGAACGGAACAGUGAAGUGUUCACUAGCUCUGACGGACGACGAGGAUACUAGGAAGGUCUGGAAUUAUCAGUUUAAGCUGGUUUACACAUUGGAAUUGACCACAUCAUCACUAUCAACAAGGCUUACCGUACACAAUACAGGAGGUGAGAGCUUUACGUUUACCACAUUAAUGCAUUCCUACUUCCUCACACCGGACAUUAGUACGACCUCUGUCCGUGGACUGAAGGGUCUGACAUACACAGACAAGGUGCAGGAUGGUAAGGACUUCCAGGAAGACCGAGACGACGUCACGAUUCCCGAGAAUUAUGACAGGGUUUACCAAAAGUGUCCUAGCACAGUAACCAUGGACUGUAGCUCCCACACAGUGUCGGUGAAUCUCUCCAACUUCACAGAUGUUGUUGUGUGGAAUCCGUGGAGCGAGAAGGCCAAGACCAUGUCCGACUUCGGGAACGAGGAGUAUAAGACCAUGGUGUGUGUGGAGGCGGGCAGUGUGAGCUCUCCGGUAGAGAUAGCCGCUGGUCAGCAACUAUCCUUCCAACAGACACUUAAAGUCCACGCCAAACUCUAGAGUAAACCAUGUUGAUAUAAGAAUGUUUACAGACAAUGAUUGAAAUAUCUUCUGUCUAGGAGAUAUACCAUUUAUCACGGAAUUCCAAUAGUUACACACUAAUGUAUUAAUCAUAACACUGUUUAAAAUUGUCAUUAAUUGUUGGUACUUGGGACAUAAACUUGUUAACUGAGGACGUUUAAGGUAACAUUAUAUAUUACUAUAGUCAUUCACUGGAUGCUACAGCUUCAACAUUGUUGUACAAUAAUUAGCGGUUAUCAGUGCAAUCACUCUGAAAUUUCAUAUUAUGUGCAUGGAAAUUAAUUAAAUUGGCAUAUUCCAAUAGUUAAAUUAAACUACAAACACUGGGUAAACAUUCCACUUAUAUAAGUUUAUGUUCUCCUUUGUCAGAUAUAAGACUUCUGCAUUAUUUCGUGAGCUUUGACCAUUAUACAUUUAACAUAGGUUAACAAUGUAAUUAGUAAUUUAGUCUGCUUGUCGUGGAAUUCUCUACACACCAGCAUGGUGACCUAUAUACAAUACCAUUGUAAACUUAGUCUAUAUUGUAAAAUCUAUAUUUACGCGGGAUUUUUAUUUUUUUCUGUGGUAACCUUUUGUACCACAUUUUAUUUUGUAGAAUGUAUUUUUUUCUAAUAAAAUUAGAACUUCU